AUGACUGACCACAAGACCUUGACAUCACGCUCGCAGUCCAAGGAUAUCCAGCUUGAGCCACCCACAAGCCGGAAAGACGGCCCCAAGUUCGAGAUUGACUUCGCCGCCAACAGCGAUGACAAUGUCCCCGACAACCCCUUCGCCUUCGCGCCAGGCCACCUGCACAAGCUCGCCGUCGCGCGGAGCGUCGCCGCGCUUCAGGCAUUCGGCGGGCUGACGGGGCUCGCCCACGGGCUGCGCAGCGAUUCCACGGCCGGGCUGAGCUUGGACGAGGACGUGCUGGAGGGUCUCAUCUCGGCCCAGAGCGCCUGCAAGGAGAGCAGCAGCAGCAUCCUCACGCCUGACCCCAAGCUACAGGUACAUCACCACGACACACGCCGUCGGAGCCACAGUGAGGGCAUCCACGGCCUCGCGGAGCAGCUGCGCCUCGAACAUGCAGAAAGCAAGGGGUACUCGGACCGGCGCCGCGUCUUUGGGGAGAACCGGCUCCCGCCGCCGCGUCAGAGGUCCUUCCUGCAGCUCUGCUGGCUCGCCAUGAACGACAAGCUUAUUUUCCUGCUCAUGGCGUCUGCCGUUGUGUCCCUGGCCCUUGGUAUCUACCAGGCCGUGCAGAUACAGCAAAAGGGCGGCGAGCAGGGCUCAAGCCUCGAGUGGGUCGAAAGCGUGACUAUCGUUGCGGCUAUUAUUGUGAUCAUCCUCGUACAGGCGCUGAACGACUACCACAAGAACUACAAGUUCCAGAAGCUCAACCAGAAGAAGGAAGAGCGGAUGGUCACGGUGAUGAGAUCUGGAAAGCACGUGACCAUCAGCGUCUUUGACCUUCUCGUGGGCGACUUACUCCGUGUUGAGGCCGGCGAUGUGACGCCCGUGGAUGGCGUACUCGUGGACGGGUUCGGCGUGCAAGUUGAUGAGAGCCCCAUGACGGGUGAGUCAGAUCUGGUCGACAAGACACCAGCGGCAUUCAUCCACGAGGCGAGCCGGAAAAGCAGCAGCAAGGAUGUGGACCCCUUCAUCUUCAGUGGCACACGCGUUGUCCACGGUGUCGGCGACUUCCUUGUCUUGGCCGUGGGACCCAACUCUACACAUGGACGCAUGCAACUCUCGCUCCGAGCUGAAGUCGAAGAGACGCCACUGCAGCACAAGCUUGGCCGACUUGCUAAGUACCUCAUUUUCAUCGGAUUCGGUAUCGGCAUAAUUUUCUUCCUGGUCUUGUUCAUUCGCUGGCUCGUACAGAUGGGCAGAGGUCAAUUGGACCACCUCACCCCACAAGAAAAAGGCGAGCAGUUCCUGGAUAUUUUCAUGCUGGCUGUCAACCUCGUGGUUAUUGGUGUACCAGAGGGGCUGUCGCUUGCUGUCGCUGUGGCCCUUGCCUUUGCGACAACAAGGAUGCUGAAGGAUAACAACUUGGUGAGGCUUCUUCGGUCUUGCGAAAUCAUGGGAAACGCGACGACAGUCUGCUCCGACAAGACUGGAACACUGACGACGAACAACAUGACUGUUGCCACCGGUGUUGUGGGAGAGUCUCGGUUCAGUGACGAUGCUGCCGCGCCCCUGACAGAAGCCGACGAGUCUAAGGUCCAGAGCUCUGCCAAGCUGGCGGAGGGGCUAUCGAAAAAUGUGAAGACGCUCCUCAAGGAUAGCGUUGUACUUAACUCGACAGCCUUUGAGGGCGACGGCGCUGGGACAGGAGACUUCGUCGGAUCGAGCACGGAGACAGCCCUUCUCAAGUACGGUCGCGAGCACCUCGGCAUGGAACCGGUAACAGAAGAACGGACCAAUGCAAAUGUGGUCGAGCUGUUCCCCUUCAACUCUACGCUGAAGUGGAUGGCGUGCAUGGUCAAGCUGGACGAUGGCAGGUAUCGAAUGCUUGCGAAGGGUGCCGCCGAGGUUGUCCUAGGCAACUGUUCGACGACCCUCAAGGACCCGUACGAAGGUCUCACGACUACAGAAAUGACCGCUGCGACGCGUGAACAGCUGUCGCAGUUGACAAGAACGUAUGCCGCCGAUCAGCUCCGGGUGAUAGCACUCGCGUACCGAGACUUCGGUACGCCGCCGAUGAGUGACAAGGGAGGCAGGACGGGCAAGACAGAGGCAGUGAACUUCGCCAAUCUCUUCAGCCAGAAUAUGACAUUCCUGGGUCUGUUUGCCAUCCGUGACCCACUCAGGCCGGAAGUGGUUGAAUCGGUGCGACAGUGUAAGGACGCCGGUGUCUUUGUACGUAUGGUCACGGGCGAUAACUUCCUCACCGCAAAGUCCAUAGCCGUUGAGAGCGGUAUUUACACAGCCGGGGGGAUUGCGAUGGACGGGCCGACGUUCAGGCAGCUCAGCGACGAACAGCUCGACCUCGUGAUUCCGCGACUGCAAGUCCUGGCGAGAUCGAGUCCCGAGGACAAGCAGGUCCUGGUACAGCACUUGAAACGCAUGGGUGAGACGUGUGCGGUCACAGGAGAUGGGACCAACGAUGCCCCUGCACUGAAGGCAGCCGACGUCGGAUUCGCUAUGGGAGUCUCCGGGACAGAGAUUGCGAAAGAAGCCAGCUCGAUUAUACUCCUGGAUGACAACUUCCGGAGCAUUGUCCGAGCGCUUGCUUGGGGCAGGAUGGUGAACGAUGCGUCAAAGAAAUUCCUCCAGUUCCAGCUGACCAUCAACAUUACUGCGGCUGUUCUAACCAUAGUUUCCACCCUCGUCGACGGACCAGAGUCUGGAAUUUUUGCCGUAAUUCAACUGCUCUGGCUGAACCUCAUCAUGGACAUUUUCGCCUCAUUAGCCUUGUCAACCGGAAACCCGAGCCGAGACGCGUUGAAAAGGCGUCCCGAGCCUCGGAAUGCGUCAAUAAUCUCAAUACAGAUGUGGAAGAUGAUUCUCGGGCAGACCAUCUACCAGCUCACGGUCAUUUUCGUGCUGCAUUACGCCGGCGACAGGUUCUGGCCCACUUCUACCGAUCAUGAGAGAAAUCAACUUCAAACAUUUGUCUGGAAUACGUAUAUGCUGAUAUGCCUAUUCAACCAGUCAAACUGCCGCCGCAUAGAUAAUCACUUGCAUAUCUACGAGGGCGUUUUCCGCAACCCUUGGUUUCUCGGGGUACAAGCGAUCACCCUCGCUGGUCAAGUGACUAUAGUACUCAAAGGUGGGGAGGCAUUCCAAGUUGCGCCCAUCACUCCCUCUCAGUGGGGGUUUUCGUUCUUAUUCGGCUUUCUGGUGCUCCCUAUUGGAGCGUUAAUCAGGAAAAUCCCUGACCAGAUCGUGGUGGCUAUAGCCCACAGGCUCUCACCCCUUGUGACCCCGAUCCGGAUCAUGAGGGGGAGAAAGCAGGAAAAGAAGAGGUUGAAAGCAAAGGAUGCGGAGCGAAGCGAGGAGGAAAGAGAACCCGGCGAGGAAUAUUACGACGAAAAGGACGAGGAACGCCGAGCACGGCGUAUGCAGUGGCGUUGGGUCAAGGCCACGCUUGCGGGAGACCAGGAGUUUUUCGAGGACUUCUUGCAUCUACAUCACGAGGGCGAGCAGCGCACGAAAACCUUCACUAAAAAGAGCAGGACAAGCAGAACGCAGACGCUUAGCGCCAGGGCUGGCCUGGUAUCGGCUGGGCUGGCGGCUGCUGGAGUAGACGUGAAGCACCACCGACUUACUCCGAGGACAGGCGUGUUUGAUGGCCCUCCGCGUCCGGAGACCUCUGAAAAGCCUGCUGAAAUCAUCUCUGUCGAUAUUCAUCAGGUCAUCGAUGCCGUGCGGCGGAAUCCUGAAGACUGCCCGGCUGGCUUGCAGAUUGAGGUGCACACCGGUACUUCCCAGGAAGAUCCUGUGAUACCGGCAAGAGAGGUGCUGGAUAGCAGCACGCCCCCCAGCCAGAACCCGAAGUAUAUGAGGUUCGUAGAAGGCUGGUUGAGAUAG
Molecule: messenger RNA, 3888 nt
Organism: Diaporthe citri
Lineage: Eukaryota; Fungi; Ascomycota; Sordariomycetes; Diaporthales; Diaporthaceae
Exons: 5
Coding region: 1-3888 (1295 amino acids)
Biological process (GO): calcium ion transmembrane transport; intracellular calcium ion homeostasis
Cellular component (GO): intracellular membrane-bounded organelle; membrane
Molecular function (GO): ATP hydrolysis activity; P-type calcium transporter activity; ATP binding
Source: RefSeq, a predicted model, not a curated record